AUGUGAUUUAAAUGGCAAUACGACUCAUCAAGAAAAACCUCAGGCUGACACGGAAUAUCAUUUUUGCCUUCCAAAUUGGCAAAGCGAAAGCAAAGGUAACGACAACGGAACGCAACAUUGUUGGGUGAUUCAUGAAGAAUGUUUCUUCGUUCUCUCUUGCCAAAAUAAAAGCCCAAACAAUGCAAUAGCCGAAGAA
Molecule: messenger RNA, 196 nt
Organism: Racocetra persica
Lineage: Eukaryota; Fungi; Glomeromycota; Glomeromycetes; Diversisporales; Gigasporaceae
Source: the annotation of a GenBank genome assembly